CCAUCUUGGAAUUUGAAUGUUGUGAAUUCGAAAAUUGGUUGUGCAGAAAAACUCACCUAAAAACAGUCCUGUAGUUCAUAGACGGUUUCGGAGGCCACCUUUGGUUCGAGGAGGCUUUGCAUUUUCGACUCAAGGAGAACCCAAUUUGAACCAUGAGUACCUACCAGAUGAACUCAGGAGGGGGAGGCAGUAACACCAGAAUGAUGAAUCAGGGAAGUGGAAACUACAUGGACCUACCGGACAUGCGUGAAAAUAAACAACAAGAGACCAUGAUGUGGUCACAGAACACGUACAUGCAGGAUUCUGGAAUCCAUUCUGGUGCCACUACACAAGCCCCAUCCAUCAGUAGUAAGGGGGGGAUGAAGGACGAGAUGGAGGAGCCAACCGCCACUCAGGACAAUAUGGACACUUCAAGGAUGAUGUUUGACUGGGACCAGACCUAUAAUCCUGGCUAUACACAGGAGCAGGUGGACGAGGUUAGUCGACAGCUGAACCAGACACGUACCCAGCGUGUAAGGGAUGCCAUGUUCCCAGAAACUCUUGAUGAGGGCAUGCAGAUUCCAUCUACCCAGCUCCACCCUGACGAGCCAACUGCUGUCCAGAGACUGGCAGAACCAUCACAGAUGCUGAAACAUGCCGUCAUUAACCUCAUCAACUACCAGGAUGAUGCAGAUCUUGCUACAAGGGCAAUUCCAGAACUGACCAAGCUUUUGAACGAUGAAGACCAGGUUGUGGUCAGUCAGGCUGCCAUGAUGGUCCAUCAGUUGUCCAAGAAAGAGGCUAGUCGUCAUGCUAUCAUGAAUUCCCCACAAAUGGUAGCAGCUCUUGUUCGUGCCAUGAGCAACACCAACGAUAUGGAGACAACGCGAUGUGCAGCUGGCACCCUGCACAAUCUCUCUCACCAUCGACAGGGACUUCUGGCCAUAUUUAAGUCUGGCGGAAUACCUGCACUUGUCAAGUUAUUGAGUUCACCGAUUGAAUCUGUCCUAUUUUAUGCCAUUACGACACUGCACAACCUUCUCUUGCAUCAAGAUGGAUCCAAGAUGGCCGUUCGACUUGCAGGAGGUUUACAAAAAAUGGUAGCAUUGCUUCAGAGGAAUAAUGUGAAAUUCCUUGCCAUCACCACAGACUGUCUACAAAUUCUGGCCUAUGGCAACCAGGAAAGCAAGCUGAUAAUCUUGGCAAGCGGAGGUCCUGGAGAGCUGGUACGAAUCAUGCGCUCAUACACAUACGAAAAACUGCUAUGGACCACGUCUCGUGUUCUCAAGGUUUUAUCAGUCUGCUCUAGUAACAAACCGGCUGUUGUUGAAGCUGGAGGUAUGCAGGCGUUAGCCAUGAACCUUGGACACCAAAGUCAGCGUCUUGUACAGAACUGUCUUUGGACAAUCAGAAAUCUGUCUGAUGCUGCUACCAAAUGUGAUAACUUGGAAGGACUACUACAGAUGUUGGUACAACUCUUGUCAUCCAAUGAUCUCAAUGUGGUGACCUGUGCUGCAGGUAUUCUGUCUAAUUUGACUUGUAACAACCAGAGGAAUAAGGUGAUAGUCUGCCAGGUUGGAGGUAUUGAGGCUCUAGUACGGACCAUCUUACAGGCUGGUGAUCGGGAGGACAUCACAGAACCAGCAGUAUGCGCCCUACGCCAUUUGACAAGCAGACAUCCAGAAUCUGAGAUGGCCCAAAAUGCAGUGCGUCUUCACUAUGGUCUACCAGUCCUGGUCAAACUUCUCCAUCCUCCAAGCCGCUGGCCUCUGAUUAAAGCAGUUGUAGGCCUCAUAAGGAAUCUGGCCCUCUGCCCAGCCAACCAUGCCCCACUCAGGGAACACGGUGCCCUCCCUCGUAUCGUACAUCUGUUAAUCAGAGCUCACCAAGACACACAGAGGCGAGCCUCGAUCAGUUCAAAUGGACAAGGAUCUGGAUAUGUUGAUGGAGUACGAAUGGAGGAGAUAGUGGAAGGAACUGUUGGAGCUUUACACAUCCUUGCCCGCGAGGCUCACAACCGCGCUGUCAUCAGGGGACUCAACUGUAUCCCACUAUUUGUACAGUUGCUGUACUCACCAAUAGAAAACAUACAGCGUGUGGCUGCAGGAGUCCUGUGUGAGCUGGCAGCUGACAAGGAGGGUGCCGAGCUGAUAGAACAAGAAGGGGCCACAGCACCUCUAACAGAACUGCUGCACUCUAGGAACGAGGGAGUUGCAACAUAUGCUGCUGCAGUGCUUUUCCGUAUGUCUGAGGAUAAGCCCCAGGAUUACAAAAAGAGACUGUCUGUUGAACUGACCAGCUCUUUAUUCAGAGGGGACCAGAACAUUGCAUCCUGGACUGAGCCUCCAGGUUUUGACGAUGUUGGUAUGAUGGGACACGACGAUUCAUACAGAGAUCAAAUGUAUCAGCCUCAGCAUCACGGCAGCCAGGGCAGCAUGCACAGCGGAAGUCAACACGACAUGAGCAGGGGUUAUGAGCCCCAAGUGCCCAUAGACUCCAUGCAGGGACUUGAAAUUGGAAGUCACCAUGGUAGCCAGUAUGGUGGCCCUAUGGACAACAUACCUGAUCUCGGGGCACCACCACAAUCUGGAGAACUGAAUUUCGAAACCCUGGAGCCGUCUCUGCCCCCUCAACAAGGAGGAAGUCAAGGAAACAUGGACAACUGGUAUGAUACAGAUCUGUGAACAUGACACGUCUACCAAACUAGGAAAGACAUUCUCUCAACAUCAUCGGAGUCAGUUUUAUAAACACUUGUGUGCAGCCAAAAACAUGGACAGAUUAAGUGGAUCUAAAGUCCAGGAAUGAUAUUGGAACAAUCCCAUUUCUCAAAUCAGUGUUAUGUUUCAUGAACCUCAUCUUGUGUUUGUGUGUCUAUAAAAAGAACUUCUCCAUGAGAGUUGUGGAAAAUUCUUGGAUAACAAAUAAUAAUUAUAUACCAACACAUCCAUUUGAGUCUGAGGGACAAUACAAAGUCUUCAGUUCUCAAACAUGUCCAUCAUGGAAUUUUUUUUGGUAUGAAACAAUUAUGUCAUGAUUUUAAUUCAUAUAGGCAGUAUGUUUUAUUGAGGACACAAAAGUGGUCUGAUAUUUAACAGAUCAGGUUAUAUUACACAGCAAGAAGGACCUAUUGAAAACCUGUAUUCAGAAUUUCCAAACUGUUGUCAUUUACACCAUAGCCAAGAGGAUCUGUAAUGUACGUGUCGGAGAAAGUCAUGUUUCAUUCACUUGUAUUUAAACAUUUAACAUAACUACUUGGAUAUUGUUGUCAUAAAUUACUCAUCUUUGGUGAUAACCAAAUAAAAAAAAAAACACCCACAUUUUGUACACAUCACUAUUCACUCUCUUAACACUUCAUCAGGUCUCUCAGAAAAACUGUCUCUUGUUUCAUAAAUUCUGAAAAAAACUUUUUUCAAUAUGUUCUUUGUUACAAGAAGGAAAUUCAGUGAAAAUUUAAGUUCUAAUCCAUGAUAACGCAUUAACCUUUAACUGUUAAAAAAAAUUAAGUGUAUGAUAUUCAUUUUGGAUUAAGGUUGUGGAGACAAAAUUAGGGGGAGAAUUUUGUGUUGAGAGACUUGGUGGGUGGGCACCUGCUGGACCAGAGGUUAAAAUAGUAAAUAUUGUUUGUAAAUAUUCAGUCAUUCCAAUUCGCAUCCAUCCAUACUUCAAAAGGAAUAUAUCACAAUAUUUUAAAUUCCAUUCCUAUCAAAAAUAAUACUUGGUGUUUGAAACAAAUCACAUUUUGAAUCUAUUGGUUGUAUUGAAAUCACUCAGAUUAUAGUCAUUUUAGAUUUCUGGUAAUGCAAAAAUAAAGGUCCAAUAAGUCUAAUGCUGUGUUUUAAUACCAGUCACUUUUUAUCUUCAAAGAUUUUAACUUAACUGUUGUGAUGUGAUUUUAAAACUUAUUUUAAUCGCAUGUGCCUACUAAGUCUGAGUCCUACAUAUCAGAUAAUUAUUGAUCAGUAUAGGCGAGUAUUGUAUCCAUCCAGCUAUUGUAUUGCAUCAUUUUGGUAUAAAGUCAUGUUCAUCCAUCAUAUUAUUGUAUAUAUAUUUCUGUAAUUAUUUUCGAAAUGAUUUUUUUUGCCUGUCUUUACAUUUUAGUUAGUUUAUAUUAGAAAUAGACUUUUAUUAUGUUUUUACAAUUUCUUUCUUUCUCGGCUCUUUAUUCUGAUUCGUAGACAAAUGUUACACAGAUGAAAUUAAGGUUGUUAAUGCAAUAUACAAAUACUGUCGUCAGUUCUUUAUGAAAUAGAUUACUUGUAGAUCAAGUCACAUUUAGAAAUAGUGUAUAUGCAUGCUCUAUUUAAUGAAAUAAAGAUGGCAUUUUUGUAAUAA
Molecule: messenger RNA, 4311 nt
Organism: Ylistrum balloti
Lineage: Eukaryota; Metazoa; Mollusca; Bivalvia; Pectinida; Pectinidae
Product: catenin beta-like
Exons: 15
Coding region: 153-2663 (836 amino acids)
Biological process (GO): positive regulation of transcription by RNA polymerase II; cell adhesion
Cellular component (GO): adherens junction; catenin complex
Molecular function (GO): transcription coactivator activity; alpha-catenin binding; cadherin binding
Source: RefSeq, a predicted model, not a curated record